Paramuricea clavata is the source of this 777-nucleotide messenger RNA. NCBI's taxonomy places the organism in Eukaryota, Metazoa, Cnidaria, Anthozoa, Malacalcyonacea, Plexauridae. The record is from the annotation of a GenBank genome assembly.
AUGGCCGAGGGUGAAGGCUUUGAUCGUCGGCGAGCAGUUUCCUUAUUGCAGGAGGCAACAAGGUUGAUUGGAGAAUAUUCUGGCUCAUCAGAUACGUCAACAACCCAAUUUUUAAACAGUGAGCCUAUUCAAAACGCGAUAUCCCAAGGCCAACAACAGCAUCAUCAACGAACGGACAAUAUAAACCAAAGGCAAAACAUAUCAGGUAGUACCGAAAGUAAUACAAGUUCAACCCCUUCGCCAUUGCUGGUCAACAGUGUUAGGGAAUGAUCGCUAGGUAAUUUUAGAGAUCUUUUUGCUCCUUAUGGAAGCAGUAACCGAAGAAGUCUCAGUUCCUCACACCAAUCAGCUCAUCCACCAAGUAAGCGAAAGAAACAAAAUGCUGUUCCGAAAUUUAAAGUGUGUGAAACGUGGACACACACAUUUUUUUGCUUGGCCAAUCGCGAGCAAAUUGUGGCUCCCAGUAUAGCUCUCAAGACACGCUUACAACAAGCUGGCUUAGGCCGGAAAAAGAUUUGUUUUAACUGGAAAGCGACUGCGGCAGAAGUGAAAACAAAGCUGGAAGAGAUUUAUCCAAAGUUAGAAAAUGGCGGAGGCUUUGAAAUUAUGAGGCGUGGUCCACAAGCCAAUGAGUUGAUGGUCAUACAGCCACCACGCAGUGGAUACAGCGUACCAUAUCUAAGGGAUUCAGCAGGGUUGGGGCAAGCCAUUGCCUUCAUUCGGCCAAUACAAACUAACUUAGGCAUGGAACCUGAAGCACUUAUGGACAGUUCUGAG